CGCGCGAUCUUUCCUUACAAGGACUGAAGGAGUUCCGUUACAAUUUUCUCACACGGGCGCACACCAAGACGCAAAGGAGGAAAGAGAAUGGGGACGAGGACGAAUUUCUACAAGACCCCUUCCCUUGCUUACAAGAAAGACUUCAGCCUCUCCUCCGUUCUUCAAAAUCUCAGAGCUUACAACGUCGCUGCUGGAAACGCUCCUCCUGCCGAUGAACCGCUUCCCAGCGACGACGCUAAGCGCUCCCGGAAACGCCGCCGCGCCUGGACAGUGCCGCCCCACCGGAACAAUGAAGUUGAGAACCGCGAUGGACCUAUGUCGCAUCAGGAUUAUAUUCAAAAGCGAAGGAUGGAGUUGGAUGUUGGUUCAUCUGAGGUUUAUCAGGAGUUGAGUGAAGAUGUUUUGGGAAGUUCGAAUUCAGGAAUACAUUUGGUAGAUUAUGGAAGUGAUGAAAGUUCUUCUUCAGAAUGUGAAGAGAGGCAGGAUCCUCCAAACUCAGGUCAACAAAAUGAAGUUGAUCAAGUUAAGAACAGAAGCGAGCAACGUUUUGCUGUUCCAGGGGAACCUGUUUGUGUGAUAUGUGGCAAAUAUGGAGAAUAUAUUUGCAAUGAAACUGAUGGUGAUAUCUGCAGCGUGGAUUGCAAGGUUGAGCUUUUGAAAAAUCUGAAAAAAAUUGAGGGGCACAUAAGCAACCAAAGUCCAGCUGUCUCCUCAUCUGGACCUAUCUGCACGUCACAAAUGCUUGAGUGUGGGGAGGAUACUUGGGAUUAUAACUGUCAUCGCUGGUCGAAAAAGAGAUCUAGUCUAUGUACUUAUGAAUGUUGGAAAUGUCAGACGCCUGGACACCUUGCUGAAGAUUGUUUGGUGAUAUCCGAUUCUAAGCUCCCUAAUUCAAGUCACACUUGCAACCAGGUGGCACCAGUCCAAAACAAAUCCAGUUCCAUAUCCAGAGAUCUUCUUGCAUUGUACAAAAGAUGCCACCAAAUACGCAAAAGCUCAUCAACUGCAAAGUGCAACACAUGCCAUAAUUCAUCAACUUUGGCCACAUGCCUUGACUGUGGUACUGUCUUCUGUGACAGUGCAGGUCAUUUGAAUGAGCAUAUCAUGGCACAACCUUGCCAUCGACAAGUGUAUUCACAUAAGCUCAAGCGUCUGGUGAAAUGCUGUAAAUCAAAUUGCAAGGUGACUGAUAUCCAGGAUCUUUUAGCUUGUCAUUACUGUUUCAAUAAAGCUUUUGACAAGUUCUAUGAUAUGUACACUGCAACUUGGAAAAGAGCUGGACUUUCAAUCAUUUGGGGUUCUAUUUCCUGUGAAGAUCACUUCACUUGGCACAGGAUGAAUUGUCCGAGUGCAGAUGUGGAAGACAGUGCAUAUAUCAUCAGGAGGCAUGCCCACCUACACAAGUCUGUUCAGCUCAGUGACUUCAUUUUCUGAUAGCAUUGUGGGGGCAGACAAACUAGUACUCUCUGUUCAGUUCGGCCCUUUCAACUCUUCUAUGGUAAUCAAGGAUGUUUGCAGAAUGCAUGGGUAAUUUGAGAUGAAAUUUGAAAUAAUUCUCUUAUUAUUUAUUUUUAUUAUGGAUUCAUAAUUUUUUUUUACAUUGUUAUUUGAUUUAGUAUGAUAAUGUUUUUUAUAUAACUAAUUAUAUCUAAUUUAUUAUAAAUAAUUUAUUCUUAGAAAUAGACAUGAAAAAUAAGGCCUUGUUU
Malania oleifera is the source of this 1706-nucleotide messenger RNA. RefSeq lists its product as uncharacterized. The record is from RefSeq and is a predicted model, not a curated record. Gene Ontology annotation, molecular function: nucleic acid binding; zinc ion binding; nucleosome binding. Gene Ontology annotation, cellular component: Swr1 complex. The transcript is spliced from 15 exons. Gene Ontology annotation, biological process: chromatin remodeling. The coding region runs from base 88 to 1434 and encodes 448 amino acids. NCBI's taxonomy places the organism in Eukaryota, Viridiplantae, Streptophyta, Magnoliopsida, Santalales, Ximeniaceae.